CAGCUUAAACCCUAGCUCUUAUUAAUUCGAUUCCACAGGAGAGAGAGAGAGAGAGAGAGAGAGAUUCAAACUCGAAAUUGCAUCAAUAUUCAAUAAUGUUUGACAGAGAAGAUAGUGAUUCCGACGCCCCUGAGGAAUUCACAGCUCUGCAGGGUAUACAACAAGACGAGGAGAUUCGCAAAAUUCAAAAAGAAAGUAAAGCUAGGUAUGAAACGCUUUACUGCUUUGUUAUUUUCUAUGCUUACCUAAAUUUCAGUUUCACUUUGUUCAAGUUACUUUCCAUGAUUUAUUAUUGGAUUCAUGAAAAAUUUGUCAACUUAAGCGGUUGUGAAUGUUGUCUUAACAUGACUUUGCUCCCUCGACAAUCCAAAGAAAGUAAGGACACUGCUCAAGGUGAAGAAGAUGAUGUAUCAGGUUCUGAGCCUCAGCAUAAUUCAAAUCCAGCUUCAGGGUUUCUUCCAGAUGACAUAGUGAAAAUGCUGGCAGCUCGUGAGAAACAAGUUUUCUUGCCUGACUCUGAUGAGGAGAAGGAGAAGGCUAAAACAAACCUUGCCACUUCAAAGAAGAGGAAAUCAAAGAACUCAGGUUUGGAACCUGUUAUUUUGAGCGAACUAGGCCCUCCUCAAUGUGUACAGGGUGCCUUAGAGUUCUUGAAAAAAAGAAAAAUGUCAGUCCAGAGAUCGUCCUCUGCAUUGAACAAUUCCAACAGAGCAUUUCGGCUCCUUUCUAAGUCUGGUGUGAUAUUACAGAAGUGAGCAUUUUUUUUCCUUCUUUUCUAUUGCCAAUAGGUGCAAGCGUUUCGGAAUUAUUUGCAUCUUUGAUAUUAUUGAUUUUUGUCCUGGGAGAAUUGUACUAACAUAUAGGAUAUUCAAGAUAGGCCAAUUCUAUGGUGUCUUUUGUUUGG
Molecule: messenger RNA, 904 nt
Organism: Arachis duranensis
Lineage: Eukaryota; Viridiplantae; Streptophyta; Magnoliopsida; Fabales; Fabaceae
Exons: 5
Coding region: 96-755 (219 amino acids)
Source: RefSeq, a predicted model, not a curated record